GGGGUCGAAGCAGCGUUGACAUCUGCGUCGGGUGCGUCCGGCUAUCAGCCAACCACCACAUCCUUUACCUCCUUUAUCACACAUUUAAAUACAAAUAUAUACAUUCAUCUAGUGCAGUGUCACUUUAUUUAUCAAUUGUUCCUUUAUUUUUAAUCAAAAGUGCAAUUUUUGUUUUGUAUCUUACCUCAGUGCAACAAAGGUUUUUUUUGGAAUUGUUUAUUACAACUCUCAGUGACGAUUUGAUUUUAAUAUUCUGUUAACGGUUGACCGCGUUAAGUAGUAAGAUAAAUGUGCGGUCAAACGUCAACAUUCGUCGGCCGUAAAACUCUAUUUUUAUGCGACAAUUAUUGGUGAAUAAAAUAAAAAAAAAAAUUAACCAGUGAAGUGACAGUACAAGUGUCGUUUCUGGAUAAAUUUACAAAAAAAAAUGAGAGCUGGUGUGGAUACGGAAGCGCCGUGAUAUAGACAGAGUAGCUUGGGUUACUGUCAACAGCAGACCAGCAAAGAUGAAGAGCUCGUGCAAACACCGAAGGGGAGGGUUUAUAAACGAAUUUAUUCGCGGGAUCCAAGCUGAUCCUCACAUUGACAUCAGGGAGUGAGAAGAAGAUCCGCGAUUUCUCACGGGACAUGAUCUCGUGGGGUCUUUUCAAGGAGCUGGGAUGAUCUUGGCACAUAUUGAUCUCACACAUAGAUCAUAGAUCAUGGCUGCAAAUAAUGAUUAUAACUUUUUUGAUUACCGUUCUCACGAUGUAGACUGCCAUAAAAAUUUCUUACGGGAGACUAACACGCGAGACGUUUAUCGCGCCCGGAAAUUAACUCGCGAAAAAAUCGAGGGUUGGAUUUUUAGCGCAGGAAAAAUUUGAAUGAAUUUUAUAAUAAAAAAGAAUGAUAGUAAAUUUAAGAUUGAAGAUUCUGAUGGAAAAAUUCAGCGAGUGAAGGGAAGAUCUUCGAUAAAACUUUUCUGGAUUGCAGUGAUACGUUGGAUUUACCGUUAGUGCAAUGACAGUGCAAUGUUAAAUGUGUUUUUGGUCUGGUCUUGUUCUGAAAAUCUAAAAUGAUGCUAAGUUGGGUGGCGGUGUGGAUAGUAGCGGUCCAGCCGAUAAUAAUAAUAGAGGCCGCGUUGAAUUCGCGAGUGGUCAGGACUAAAUACGGUGAAAUAUCGGGUGUGAUAGUGACCCUUGAGCGAAAUCUCGAGGGUGUUGAGGUGUUUCGCGGGGUCCCGUACGCCUCCCCGCCGGUCGGCUCCCUCAGGUUCAUGCCUCCGGUUAAUGGGGCGCUCUGGCAGGGGGUCAAAGUCGCGGAUAAGUUUAGUCCGGUGUGUCCUCAGAAACUUCCGAAUGUGACCAGCGAGAUGCCCAAGGGACGGGUAGAGUAUCUUAAGAGAUUACUGCCCUACUUGAGUAAUCAGAGCGAGGAUUGUUUGUACUUAAAUAUCUACGCUCCUGUUCAAGGUGAGAGAUUUCUUAAAAAUUGGAAGAAACAGCAUGAAUUUUUAUUGAUUUCAGCUGGCGCCCGAGACGGCGCCAACCGCAGAUAUCCCGUGAUCGUCUUUGUCCACGGCGAAAGCUACGAAUGGAGCAGCGGUAAUCCUUACGACGGCAGUGUGCUAGCAAGUUAUGGUGGUGUCGUCGUCGUCACCAUCAACUACCGGCUUGGCAUUUUAGGUAAAAUGGAUCAAAUAGCGGCUUUGCAUUGGGUCCAGGAGAAUAUCGUUUACUUCGGCGGGGAUCCGACCAAUGUUACCCUAGUUGGACACGGAACCGGGGCUGCCUGCGUCAAUUUCCUCAUGGCCAGUCACGCGGUUCCUGACGGGCUGCUGUUCCACCGGAGCGUUCUCAUGUCGGGAAGUGCUUUGUCACCUUGGGCGCUAGUCAGAGGCGCUGCUAAUUACGCGAUGCAGGUUGCUAAAUAUUUGAACUGCACUGGGGUAAGCCAUGAUCCCCAGUUGUUGCUUCAAUGUCUGAGAGAAGUCCCACUGGAAAAUCUCCUGUCUGUUCCUGUCCAGGGACUGGCUUUUGCCCCGGCCUUUGGUCCUAGUAUCGACGGUGUUGUCAUUGAUCCCGGAGAUCCCGAGGAUUUGGACUAUACGCUACAAGUUGACACUAUCAAUACACUCAAUAAUAUUUUACUACGGAAGGAUGUUGUUGCUAAAUUGAGCAGAUACGAUCUCAUGGUUGGGGUAGUCCGGACAGAGUCAUAUUUUUCACUGACUUCUGAUGACUCCCUGUAUGGAUUGGAGGCUGAUCGUCGUACGAAAAUAUUGCGCGAGUUUGUUAGAAAUACAUACACAUACCAUCAACCGGAAAUAUUAGCGACAAUUAUUAAUGAGUAUACUGAUUGGGAAAGACCUGUACAACAUCCUGCAAGUAUAAGAGACGAAACUCUAGAAGCGUUAGGUGACGCGAAUACAGUAGCACCAGCAACUAAAACCGUCGAUCUUCACAGUCAAUCUCACAGAAAUUCUUAUUUGUAUGUUUUUGAUUACCAAACUAAAUUUGGAGAUUAUGUCCAGCGACUGGGGUGUAUCCACGGCGAGGAACUUCCAUACUUCUUCGGAGCUCCAUUAGUAGGUGGUUUAGCUCACUGGCCUAAGAAUUAUACAAGGGCAGAGAUAACGUUGUCUGAAAGUGUUAUAUUAUAUCUCACAAACUUCGCUCGUACCGGGAAUCCCAACGAAGGAACUCCGGAUACUGGCCCUGGAGGCACUCGUCCUGAGCGGACCAAAUUAAAAAAUAUACUCUGGACGGCUUAUGAAGCCACACAUAAAAACUAUCUCAAUAUAGGUAAUUACACAAAACCAAAAUUAAAAAAUCAUUACCGGGCGCACAGGUUAUCUUUCUGGUUGAACCUAGUACCGGAUCUGCACAAGCCGGGUGGGGAUGACGUUCCGCGCUCUCAUCAUCUGUUAGAUGCUGAGCAGGUAAAAAAAAAAAUCUUGUAUCAAAGAAGUUGUUUCUUUUUUCUUGUCCCACCGCGGUUUAUACAAAGGAUACCAACAACAACAAAACUAACAACCGUUGAAAUAAUAACCGAACGCGUACCAAACACAACAACGAGCUCAUCAAAUGAAUUAACGCUCGAAGAAACAACACCGCAACCUGAGGACGGUUUCGCGGCGUACUCCACCGCACUCAGUGUGACAAUAGCCAUCGGUUGCAGUUUAUUAAUACUAAACGUGUUAAUAUUCGCCGGCGUUUACUAUCAACGUGACAAAAACCAGCACCACUGCCCGAAAAAGCGGCAAGAAAACGGGCAAAUGCCUAACAAUAUCUGCGGGGAGCUGGAGACAAAACCGUCAGACCGUCACCAUAUCCAGCACAUGCCGCCUCCAGAUUUUGCAGACCUGCAAAACAACUCCUGUCUCGUGCCUAUGCCGCCUCCUCCGCCAAAAAACACAAAACCCGCGAAGCCCCAGGCGGGCCAAAAUUUGAUAAUGAGCCCCAAUCAGCUUCAGCAGGAAAACAUGCCUAUGUCUGCGGUAGGAACACUGAAGAAAGGGCAAAACCACCAGCAGAUAAUGGAAGAACUAAGGGUCUGACUUUAGGACAACAGCUCAUCGAGCUGUUCUCGGAUCAUCUCGACUUCUUCAUUUUACGGAUGAUUGAAAAGUAUAUUAAUAAAUAAACAAUUAAUAAAGAAAAUUACAUGGAAAGAACAAGAUAACA
Messenger RNA from Cotesia congregata, 3665 nucleotides. NCBI's taxonomy places the organism in Eukaryota, Metazoa, Arthropoda, Insecta, Hymenoptera, Braconidae. The record is from the annotation of a GenBank genome assembly.